Molecule: messenger RNA, 360 nt
Organism: Penicillium waksmanii
Lineage: Eukaryota; Fungi; Ascomycota; Eurotiomycetes; Eurotiales; Aspergillaceae
Exons: 3
Coding region: 1-360 (119 amino acids)
Source: RefSeq, a predicted model, not a curated record
AUGUCUUCUCUCGCCUCUAUCCGGGUCUCAUCCCGCCAAGUCAUUUGUUCCAACUUCACCCUCCCUGCCUCUACAUUUCGCACCUCGGCAGUGCGAGGCUUAAACAAGAAUCAUCGACAUCGUGAAGGUCCCCCCAACCACUACGAAUCCUCCAAGCAUGAGGCCCUCAAGGACACCAAGGAUGAGACGGGAAAGUGGGACUCAGAGCUGGCUAGUACCAGCGAGCAGAAUGUGAGAGCGGAUCGGGGUGAAUUUGAUGGUGAACAUCCCAGUUUCGAUGCCAUGCAGCAAAAGAUGAAACAAUUGCCUCAUGACACUCUCAAAGUAUCCGGAAGUAAGAAAUGGGUGAGGAUUGAAUAG